AAAGACAGAUGUGAGAGAGAGAGAGAGAGAGAGAGAGAGAGAGAGGGGUGCUUGGUGACGGAAGGGAGAGAAUCUACUUGAGGUUUUAGGUAAUUGAUGAUUUCCCCAGGAAUAUCUUCCACCUGUGAAGUUCUCAGCAAUGCAGCUGGAGUCGUCGGGAACCUCUUCGCUUUUGUGUUAUUUGUAUCACCUAUACCCACAUUUCGGAGAAUUAUUAGGAACAAGUCGACGGAACAGUUCUCGGGGUUGCCGUAUAUAUAUGCCCUCUUGAACUGCUUGAUCUGCUCGUGGUAUGGCCUUCCAUUUGUAUCGCCCGGUGUUAUUUUGGUCGCCACCGUCAAUUCAGCUGGGGCUGUUUUCCAGUUCAUCUACAUACUGAUAUUCAUUGUCUAUGCUGAGAAUGCAAAGAAGGUGAAGAUGACAGGAUUGUUGGUCGCAGUUUUUGCAGUAUAUGCGAUCAUAGUAUUUGGUUCCAUGAGGCUACUUCAUCCGCCCAUGCGGCAGCUGGUUGUUGGAUAUUUGAGUGUUGCUUCUCUCAUAUCCAUGUUUGCUUCCCCGCUGUUUAUCAUUAAUUUAGUGGUCCGGACGAAAAGCGUUGAAUUCAUGCCCUUUUAUCUUUCUCUCUCAACCUUCUUGAUGAGCCUCUCAUUCUUUGCAUAUGGAAUGCUCAAGCACGACGGUUUCAUUUAUGUCCCAAAUGGGAUUGGAACUGUUUUGGGGGUAGUACAAUUGGCGUUGUAUGCCCACUACAGCAGAGAAUCAAGAGAAGACUCAAGACAACCCUUGAUGACAUCUCACAGAUGAAUUUGCCGGCAAUGAAAUAAUAGGAAGCAAAUAGAAUGGUGGAUGACCCUGUAAUCGGAAGGUUGGCUUGCAAGGCUUUUUUAUCCAAGAUUUUGCUCCUUAUUGGGAGACCGGUACCCUUCAUUGAUUUUUUUACCAUUAUCUUAACAAUAUUUGUUUUUAUUGUUGGAAAAUGUAAUACUCAAAAAUGUUAAAGAGGUGGAAGUCAUACAUGAUAUAUGGUUGUAGAAGUCCCAAAUUUCUCAAAUCCAGUCGGGUGAGAUAAUGUUGCAUACGGUCACUUUCUA
Magnolia sinica is the source of this 1091-nucleotide messenger RNA. RefSeq names its product bidirectional sugar transporter SWEET2a. Gene Ontology annotation, biological process: carbohydrate transport. The transcript has 7 exons. Lineage: Eukaryota; Viridiplantae; Streptophyta; Magnoliopsida; Magnoliales; Magnoliaceae. Gene Ontology annotation, cellular component: membrane. Gene Ontology annotation, molecular function: sugar transmembrane transporter activity. The record is from RefSeq and is a predicted model, not a curated record. Bases 97 to 804 code for a protein of 235 amino acids.